Tetrahymena thermophila SB210 is the source of this 1278-nucleotide messenger RNA. Its product is annotated as Serine/Threonine kinase domain protein. The transcript has 8 exons. Gene Ontology annotation, biological process: protein phosphorylation. Gene Ontology annotation, molecular function: protein serine/threonine kinase activity; ATP binding. The record is from RefSeq and is a predicted model, not a curated record. NCBI's taxonomy places the organism in Eukaryota, Ciliophora, Oligohymenophorea, Hymenostomatida, Tetrahymenidae.
AUGGGAAAUAGCCUUUGUAUGGAACAAAAAGUUGAAAAGAAUCAAUAGAAGACAAAAAAAUCAGGCUUGCAAUCAUCAAACAAUGAUCUAAAUGAAUAUAAGUUACCAGCAGACCCCAAGGAAAAAAAGCUUUUCUAGUCAUAGGCAGGAAAUCAUUCACUUGGAGAAGAAGAAAAAAUUACUCUCUCCUCAUUCAGAAUUAUAAGAGUCAUUGGAUCAGGAGCUUUUGGUAAAGUGUACUUGGUAAACAAGAAGGGGACAGAAGAAGUGUAUGCAAUGAAAGUUUAUGAUAAAAUGACAUUAUACGAAAAGAAUGUAAUUUUGAGCACAAUUGGAGAAAGAAAUAUAUUAAAGAACAUGAAUUCAAAUUUCAUCGUUAAGCUUCAUUACGCAUUUUAAGCUGCAUAAAAUCUCUAUCUUAUGAUGGAUUUUAUGGUUGGAGGAGAAUUGUAUUACCAUUUGAAAAAGGCAAAAAAAUUUGACGAAGAAAGAACCAAAUUUUAUAUUGCUUAAGUUAUUUUGGCCAUCGAAUGCUUGCACUAAAAUAAUAUAAUGUAUAGAGAUUUGAAAUUAGAAAAUAUCCUUCUCGGAUAAGACGGAUAUAUUAAGCUCACUGAUUUUGGUCUUUCAAAAGAAGGAAUUAAAGACAAAGAUUUAACAAAUACAUUAUGUGGCACAGCAGAGUAUAUGGCACCAGAAUAAAUUAUGAAUGAAGGACACAAUAAGAUGGCUGAUUUCUGGCAAAUUGGUGUGCUUACAUAUGAAAUGCUUUACGGAACAACUCCUUUCUUUAAUGAAUUCAGACCUAACAAAGAUGAAAUAUUCAACGACAUUAUUCAAGGCAAGUACACAUUCCCUUAAUACUUCAAAGACGAUGCCAAAAAUUUCAUUAGAGGUCUCCUCCAAAAAGAUGUCAAAAAAAGAUUAGGUUACAAUGGAUUCCAUGAACUCAAAAAGCAUGCAUUCUUUGCUGAUUUUGACUGGGAUAAGUUAGAAAGAUAAGAAAUUGAACCACAAUUCAAACCUCCUCUCAGAUCUCAAGUCGAUUUGCAAAAUUUCAACCCAAGAUUAGUCAAAAAUACAAUGACAGAUUUAGGAGUAAAAGAUAAUAAACCUCAUCUCAAAGAAGAAAUCGAAUCAUAGUUCAGAGGAUUCACUUUUGUUAAAGAGUAUUUAAAUUUCCUUUAAUUAUAUUUAACUUUAAUAUAAAAUUUUAAUAGUGAUCAUUUAAACACAGAUGUACCUUAAAGAAAUUCUUCAGCUGAAAGAAAUAAUUGA